CAAACGCACACACAAUGACUUAUGUCAUUAGUCACCCGAUAUGUUUCUGCUAUGUAUUUAUCUCGAAAUAUUUUAGCGAAAUACAAAGUUAUCGUUGCAAACAGCAAAUAUUACUGAUAAUCACUUUCACGUAACGUGUGAUAGCGUAUGUCGGACGCACGCGAUGGGAACAAGUGGAAAAGUUUACUAUGAAAUUGAAUUCCAUAUUUUGUCAAGUAACUGGAAGUGAGUGAGUGUUUAUAUUAGCUAAAAUGGAUAAUAACAGUGAUAAGAAGGACGAUGCCAGUGCUCAGAAGAAAGAAGUGCUCUCAAGUUUACAGAAAAUAUGUUUAGUGUGUGGUGAUAAGGCCCUAGGUUACAACUUUAACGCGAUCUCGUGCGAGAGUUGCAAGGCGUUCUUUAGACGAAACGCCUUGGCUAGUAAAGAGUUCAAAUGUCCGUUCACGAACAACUGCGUAAUCACAGUGGUGACGAGGAGGUUUUGUCAAAAAUGUCGGUUAGAAAAGUGUUUGUCAAUAGGCAUGGUGAAGGAAUUCAUCAUGUCGGAAGAGGACAAGGCGGAAAAGAGACGGAAAAUAGAAGAAAACAGAGCUAGGAAACGGCAGCGCGAUCCUGACGACGCGGUCACUAGCUCGAAGAAUUUGAAGAGGGAUGAUGAGGGGGAUACUGGGCUCAUCCCGCUGCAGGACACUGUAAUACAGUAUGACACUCUCAGUACGACAUGUAGCCCUAGUAGCACAGUGCAGUCCCCACUGGCCAGUGACCUGGAAGCCUCCUUACACUCCCCGCUGUACAACUACACUCCAGCCCCACCUGUACCCACCAACGAGCAGCCGUACCCUAUGAAGGUGUACCCAAUAGACGAGAAGUCUAUCAUCAACAGACAGAUAUAUGACCAGAGGAUGAUGGACUCAUACAAUAUGUAUGAAAAUGUUGACAGUAACAACAUGUACCCAGUAGAGCCACCAAAGCAGAAUAGUAUAAGAUCAAUAUUGACAAAUAGUGACAAACCCGCGGCGAGGGAGGCUCGGCCGCAGCACGUCUGCGAGGAGAUCCCGUCCACCAGCACCAACCCCGACGUCAACAAGGCCAGGGAUAUACUGCAGGAUGUGGAGAGAAUAGAGCCAAAUUCGAUGGAGUCGAUAUUGUGUGAGGCGAUCAAGCUGGAGUUCGAGGCAUACACGUCCGUCAGUCCGUGCAGCGGCUCCUCCCGGGAACUGAACGAGGUGGAACGUGCGAAGCUGAACGAACUGAUAGUAGCCAAUAAAGCACUGCACGCCCCCAUCGACGAUGACGUCACACAGCUCGUGGGGGAGACCGCCAGCUCGGCUGGGUUCAAGGGAGGAGACGGCAAACACGACCCGCGCCUGAUCACGAUAGUGAACCUUACCGCUGUGGCAAUACGGCGGUUUAUUAAAAUGGCGAAGAAAAUCAACGCCUUCAAGAAUAUGUGUGAGGAAGAUCAGGUGGCGCUGCUGAAAGGCGGCUGUAUAGAGAUGAUGGUGCUCAGGAGUACGAUGACGUACGACGGACAGAGGAAGCAGUGGAAGAUCCCCCACUGCCAGGAGCAGUUCGGCAGCAUCCGCACGGACGUGCUGAAGCUGGCGAAGGGCAACAUCUACCGCUCGCACGACUCCUUCAUCCGCUCGUUCGAGGCGCGCUGGCGCACCGACGAGCACGUCAUCCUCAUCAUGUCCGCCAUCCUGCUGUUCACGCCCGACCGGCCCAAGGUCGUGCAUCCCGACGUCAUCAAGCUGGAACAGAAUUCAUACUACUACCUCCUCCGUCGUUACUUAGAAAGCGUCUACCCGGGAUGUGAAGCGAAAUCGACCUUCUUGAAACUGAUCCAGAAGAUCCUGGAGCUGCGCAAGUUGGCCGAGGAGGUGACCGGGGUGUACCUGGACGUGAACCCUAUCGAACCCUUGUUGAUGGAGAUCUUCGACUUGAAGCACCACGCCGCAUGAGGCAAGGGGUGACGUAGCGUAAGUAUUUAUUCAACUCACUGGACGCGGGCUCGUAAAUAAUUCAGUUUUCAUGUCAUUUAUUUUUAUGUCAUUGUUAUUAUUUAAAUUUUUAAUGGUAGAUAUUUAAAUUUUUCUUACGUUUUUCGGUUUUUGCAAUGUACAGUUUUAUUAUGUUAAAACCUCUGUCACUUUUUUCUUAUUUGUUUUUUAUUAACGUGUUUUACAUCAAGUUAUUGGUUCAAACCAGGCUACACCGGACAGCAUUUAUAUGUGGAACAACGUUAAUAAAAAAACAAAUAAGACCAAAAAAAGUGACAGAGGUUUUAACAUAAUAAAACUGCAUAUUGCAAAAACGUAGAAUCAUCAUAAUUUCAUCAAUGUAGAAAGCCUAAGAUAAUUUAAAUUAAGCUACGUUAAAGCAUCCCUUUUAAAUAAAUCAUUCUUAAAAUGCCAAAUAUCACUGCUCAUCUACAUAUUAUAACUGGAUUGUUUACGAAUCCGCGCCACACUUGUUUGUCCGUCUGUCGCGUUGGCCUAAAUAGCUGGAUAACUAUGGAAUAUCUACAUCUACACACAUAAGUCGAGAUUCCGUUUGAUAAGUAUAUAUUAAAUUAAAUUGUUAUUCUUGUACAGUAAACUUAUAUGAACAUAUCAAAUGCCAAAUUAGUAAUUAUGUGUGAUAUAUAAGUACUAACAGCGCCCUCUGCCGUGAUUUUUAAACGAGUAUUUGUCGAUACUCGAUAGCGGUGACGUAAAUUUUUGUACGUUAAAUUUUAGUUCCGUUAGUGCCCGCUAGGGGCGCUGAAGAAUUUGCCGUAUGGACAGAACCUAGAAAACGUCCUAUGUAAGCACCUCAUAAGCGCCCCCUAUCGAGUAUCGACAGAUACUAUUGCUUUAAAUUCACGAUGGAGGCAGAAGUAAUGUUAGGCUGCAGGUCCGAUCUCUCACGUCUACUCUUACGAAUACAUGCAGUGUGUCCGAGACGUCAAUGUCGAGCUGGUAAUAAUGAAAUUAGUAGAAAAACAAAGAUUAUCCAACUUUUUCUGCUUUAAUGCCAACUAUUUAAAGGCAGUUACAAUAUUAACUAAAAAUCACGGUUUACUCACGUAUUUAUUAAUGGACGCCAGCCUACUGACGCCUAUGCAAGUAUGCUGCGUGACGUCGCCGCGUCUGCGCACGCUGCUCAUAAUUAAGAGUCCCUCUGUGACUCGAAACUAGUAGAGCUUUUCUCCAUUAAUAAUACGUAAGUAAACCGUAAUUUUUAGUUAAUUUAGUAUGUCUCACGAUAGUUAUAAUAUUUGCUACAUUUUCUCUUGAGGUUGGUGUCUCGGACAGCUGUAUAUAAGUAGUAUAUACAAUACAUAUGUACAUGUAUGUAGUCUGCGUAGUUUUACACUAAGUACAAUAUAAGUGUAUGUUUAGUCGUGACCUAGGUAUCGUUAGAACGCUUUGGGAACAUUAUUUACUAACAAAACGCAGGUUAUUAACAAUACUUGCAUAUUCUCGGAAUGUUGUUAUCUUUUUCUAAUUGAGAACGAGGGAAAGGGACAGUGUAAUAUUUUUAGACGGAAAAUCUUUGAUACUUCCUCUACAUAAAUAGCAUAAACACUAGUUGCUUAGAAAAAAAUAAAAUAAAAAAAAUCAAUGUAUGGUAUAAUUAAAUUCGACUGGUGUUUCUGCCAUUUGCCUAGAGGGAGUCAUUCUGAAUGUUUACGGUCGUAUGUUUAGUUUUACCUAGAUAAAGAUUGUAUGUGACUUGGGGAUAAAAUUGCUUUUGUAAAAUGAUUUGUACGUCGGGUAUGAUAAGGUACAGAUUGGAAAAUCUAGAAAUUUUCAGUAGUCACAAAAUAUUAUAUUUUUUUUUUACCUAUUGGUCUUUGUAAAUGAGAAUACAGCUAUAGAGAGAAGUAUAUGUACCCUUAGUACGAGUGUGCAACGUAACGAGAGCGCGUUCGGCGCUCUGAUUGGCCGACGCGAAUGACCAACCAAUCAGAGCGCCGAACACGCUCUCGUUUCGUUCGACGUAAAGCAAAUUCGUACUAAGGUUACUGAUGAUAGGCUUAAGGGGAAUACAUUUUUAGGCAAGUUCCCGAGGAACAGUUUUAUACAGAAAAGUUUUGUUACGUUUAUAAAGGAAACUAAGAAAUUGUUUAGCUGAACAUAAUUAUGAAUUACUGUUGUGAAGUCGAGCUCAUUAAUGUAAGAAGCAAUUUAUUCGUGUUUAACGUAACUUAGGAUCGAUAUCGACUGAUAGUCUGCAAUACAUACCUCAUGAACGUCGCUAAAUAUUUACUUUUCAUACAAUUAAUGUUAUACAAUAAAUUAUUUUUCGUGUCGUUGCAAAAUCAACCGUAUUGCUACGACAUAGAGACGUUGUGCAAGACACUUUUAUAAUGAACGUACAGUUUGUGUAUGUUACAAAUAUUUUAAUAUUGCAUUGCAAUAAUAAUUACUUAUUUUUAAGUAAUAUCGAUAUUUUUAUAAAUUUUCACGACAAAUUAAAAAGAAAAUCAUUAUAUUCAACGUCUUUUUAGUGUGUGAGAGACAUUUCAAUAAAUUAUAAUAUUCUGUUCUGUUCUAAUACCCACGAUCUCUUUAACUACACUUGGGAGCAAACAAACGGAGCCACUAGCGAUUUUUACUUAAUCAUUCCUUGAUAAAUAUUUAACGUAUGUCGUACGAAAGGCAAUUUAAUUAUCUUUAAAACAAAAGCAUUUUGUUGUAAAACUAUUUUUAUUAACUUAAGUUAUAGAGGGUUCUUUAAAAUGAAAAAAAGAAAUGCCAUUAGCUCCGUUCCUAUGCUCCCAAGUGUAGUAUAUCACAGUUGCCAUACUUAUUCUCGUCUAUAGUCCAAGUUAUUAAUUCAUUAUAUUGUUUUAAACCUUGUGUUUGGGUGAUUUUCCAAAAAAAAAACACAAAAGUUAACGGCGUCAUUAUCCUCAACCAAAAGUUAACAAUUCUGCCGAUUGCAACACAAAAUUUGGUUUAAAAAAUUAAGCUGUGACACUGCUCUCAACCAAUCCAAUAAAAAUAAGAAUGAUAAAUAAGCUACCACGAUGCUUAAUAACGCGGGAGAAUAAUGAUUUGUUGAAAUAAAAGUAAAUUUUUGAAAAAUCACCCAUUUACUUCUUUUUACGUUUGGCAAACAAUUUUAAACUAACAAGAAUUAAUAAAAUAAUGAUAUAUCGUACUAACACAAUACUAACAUGCAAAGCAAAAUUUGUUAAAUUUCUAUCAAAUGUUAUAUUUAUUUCGUUUUACGUGUAAAUAGUUUAAAUGUAAAACUACGUUUAUAUUGUUAAUUAAGAGAACUUUAUUUUUAUAUUAACACGUAGGUAGAACUCGAUAUUGUAAGUGCAAUAAUGUAUUUUAAGAAAGAAAUAUAUUAUAGUUUGUUUA
Molecule: messenger RNA, 5363 nt
Organism: Spodoptera frugiperda (fall armyworm)
Lineage: Eukaryota; Metazoa; Arthropoda; Insecta; Lepidoptera; Noctuidae
Gene: Hr96
Product: nuclear hormone receptor HR96
Exons: 8
Coding region: 252-1964 (570 amino acids)
Biological process (GO): positive regulation of transcription by RNA polymerase II; cell differentiation; negative regulation of transcription by RNA polymerase II
Molecular function (GO): zinc ion binding; RNA polymerase II cis-regulatory region sequence-specific DNA binding; nuclear receptor activity
Source: RefSeq, a predicted model, not a curated record